Arabis nemorensis is the source of this 1695-nucleotide messenger RNA. The record is from the annotation of a GenBank genome assembly. Lineage: Eukaryota; Viridiplantae; Streptophyta; Magnoliopsida; Brassicales; Brassicaceae.
AUGUCUGCUUUUGAUGGUAACGUUUCUGUAACGGGAGAAUGGUUAGACCAUAGUCCAAACCACAAGAAGAGAUCGAAAGCGGAACUUGAUAGAGAGGUUUCUUUAGAAGCCAGAGAUUCUCUGCAAACCAGCUUUCAAGAGAUGCCGAGUUAUUCACGAGGUGAUCUUAGUGGAAGGAUUGCUGCGAGAGCCGGUCAUAAUGUACCGAGGUUAAAGACUGAGAAUAUUCUUCGGCAUCCAUGUUUAACCAUCUCUUCUCCUGUUCUUGGCCCUGCAACUCUGUUAGACUCUCCGGUUUUCCUCUCAAACCCUUUGCCAUCUCCGACCACCGGAAAGCUCUCAUCACUACCUUCUGAUAAAGCUAAAGAUGAGUUCUUUGACGACAUUGCCACGUCCUUAGCCGUCCAGUCUAUUUCAAGAAGCCUUGAUCCUACAAUCAUCAUCAGUUUAGAACCCGAUGAUUCCCAAGACUCUGAGCAAAAACAGCUCAGCGGUUUAGGAGACUCUGUGGCUAGUGGUGCACCUGCAGAUGAUGGAUACAACUGGAGGAAAUACGGACAGAAGCUAGUUAAAGGAAGCGAGUAUCCGCGUAGCUAUUACAAGUGCACACACCCGAAUUGUGAGGUCAGGAAGAAAGUUGAACGGUCCCGGGAAGGCCAUAUUACAGAGAUCAUAUACACAAAAGCUCAUAAUCACCCCAAGCCACCACCUAACCGCCGCUCAGGCAUUGGAUCAUCAUCCGGUACAGGCCUUGACAUGCAAGUAGAUGGAACCGAACAAACCGAGCAAGAAGGUUUUAUCAGAACCAAUGACAACACAGAAUGGACAUCACCUGUAUCUGCAGAGCUCGAAUACGGAUGCCAUUAUGGAUCACUGCAGGUUCAAAGCAGGACACAGUUCGGGUAUGAUUCUUUCUUUAGGGAUGAAGAUGAAGCAGAUCGCACGACCCACAAUAGUGUUUCCCUGGGUUACGACAGAGAAGUAGAUGAAUCCGAGUCAAAGAGAAGGAAACUCGAAGCCUAUUCAACGGAAAUGACUGGAUCAACCCGAGCUGCCCGUGAGCCAAGAGUGGUGCUGCAGACCACGAGUGACAUUGACAUCCUUGAAGAUGGUUAUCGCUGGCGCAAGUAUGGGCAAAAAGUCGUCAAAGGAAACCCAAAUCCAAGGAGUUACUAUAAAUGCACAGCCAAUGGAUGUACAGUGACAAAGCAUGUGGAGAGAGCUUCUGAUGACCUCACGUCCGUACUAACCACUUACAUAGGCAAGCACACCCACAAUGUACCAGCAGCACGCAACAACAGCCACGUCGGUUCAGGCGGCUCAGGGACUAUCCAAUGUGGUUUAGCAUCUCAGGUACAUAACCACCAUGUGCACUAUCCAGUUCCACACAGUAGACCUGAGGGACUGGUCACAGCCAACUCAUCUCUCUAUGACUUCCAGCCACACCUGAGGCCUCCUUCGGGUUUCUCAGUUUACAUUGGCCAAAAUGAGCUUUCUGAUCUUUCAAUGCCUGGUUUAGCUAUCGGGCAAGAGAAGCUUCCCGGCCUGCCAGCACCUGCGAUUGGUGAUCCAGCUGGGCUGAUGUUGCAGUUAGGAGCAGAGCCAAAGGCGGAACCAGUGUCACAAGAGGGUUUUGGAUUGUCGAGUAGCUCACUGGUAUACAGAGAGAUAAUGAGUAGAUUACCACAGAUAUGA